AUGGCCACUCAGUCCACCCCUUCGAAGCAGACUGCUUCCUCCCUGGAGAAGCUCAAGAUGAACGACUCGCCCAUCAAGCCCCUCAAGUUGGACCACGCGGACAAGGAGAAUGCUCCUGUCUCUUCGCAUAUUGCUGAGCCAGAGCUGAAGAAGGUCGAGAUUGAGGCCUCAAAGCCUGCUGAGACCCAGGUUGUCAAGCCCAAGACGCCCAAGGAGCUGGAGGCAGAGGAGCCCCUCCUCCAGGAGAAUCCUCAGCGUUUUGUUCUUUUCCCGAUCAAAUACCGCGAGAUCUGGCAAAUGUACAAGAAAGCUGAAGCUUCUUUCUGGACUGCCGAAGAGAUCGAUCUCUCAAAGGAUAUUCACGACUGGAACAACAGGCUCAAUGACGAUGAACGAUACUUCAUCUCCCAUGUCUUGGCUUUCUUCGCCGCCUCCGAUGGCAUCGUUAACGAGAACCUCCUUGAACGUUUCAGCAACGAAGUCCAGGUACCGGAAGCCCGUUGCUUCUAUGGCUUCCAGAUCAUGAUGGAAAACAUUCACUCCGAAACAUACUCCCUCCUCAUCGACACAUACAUUAAGGAACAGAAGCAACGAACCUACCUUUUCGAAGCUAUUGACACAAUUCCAUGUAUCCGCAAGAAGGCCGAUUGGGCCAUCCGAUGGAUCCAAGAUAAGGAUUCCACCUUCGCACAGCGCCUUGUUGCAUUUGCUGCCGUCGAGGGUAUUUUCUUCAGUGGCUCCUUCGCCUCGAUCUUCUGGCUGAAGAAGCGUGGUCUCAUGCCCGGACUCACCUUCUCCAAUGAACUUAUCUCCCGUGAUGAAGGUCUCCACACUGAUUUUGCCUGCCUUCUGUUCUCUCACCUCAACUAUCGACCCGACCCCAGUGCCGUAGAGGCCAUCAUCACCGAAGCAGUCACCAUUGAGCAGGAGUUCUUGACUGAUGCUCUCCCCUGUGCCCUUCUCGGCAUGAAUGCUAAGCUCAUGUGCCAGUACAUUGAGUUCGUUGCCGAUAGGCUUCUCGUUGCUCUUGGUAACAAGAAGUUCUACAACACUACCAACCCCUUCGACUUCAUGGACAAUAUCUCCCUUGCUGGCAAGACCAACUUCUUCGAGAAGCGUGUUGGAGAUUACCAGAAAGCUGGUGUCAUGGCCAGUACCAAGAAGGAAGAGGACUCUUCUGAAGAACCCGAGAACGGCGGCGCUUUCCGAUUCGACGAGGACUUCUAA
This is a messenger RNA of Trichophyton benhamiae CBS 112371, 1227 nucleotides long. RefSeq lists its product as uncharacterized. Gene Ontology annotation, biological process: deoxyribonucleotide biosynthetic process. Lineage: Eukaryota; Fungi; Ascomycota; Eurotiomycetes; Onygenales; Arthrodermataceae. The record is from RefSeq and is a predicted model, not a curated record. The coding region runs from base 1 to 1227 and encodes 408 amino acids. The transcript is spliced from 4 exons. Gene Ontology annotation, molecular function: oxidoreductase activity.